AUCGCGGCGCGCCGCGGUGUGUGCCGCCCGCGCGUCCCCGCCGCCGCCCGCCCGCCCGCAGCAUGGCCGUGCAGGGGCAGCCGCCGCCGCCGGCCCCGGCGCUGCCCACUGCCGGGAUCCCCUCGUUCGCCGUGGCCCGCGGCCUGGUGGGCCGCCGCUACUCGUGCCUGGUGGUGGCGCCUCACCGCAGGCACGUGGCGCUGGCGCCGCGCUACCUGGGCCGCAAGCGCAGCGGCAUCCGCGCCCAGCUGGACGGCGAGCUCCUGCGCUACUCGGAGAGCUUCCAGGGCGUGCCGGUGGCCUACGACAACAUCAAGGUGGUGGGCGAGCUCGGGGACAUUUACGACGACCAGGGGUUCGUCCACCUGAACAUCGAGGCGGACUUCGUCAUCUUCAGCCCCAAGAAAGGGAAAAAACUGGUGGGUGUAGUUAAUAAAGUGGCCCCUAGUCACAUUGGCUGCCUGAUACAUGGAUGCUUCAAUGCUUCUAUCCCUAAACCUGAACAAAUGUCAAUUAUACAGUGGCAAGAGCUGGGGCUGAAGAUAGGGGACGAACUGAAAUUUCGAGUAUUGCAUUUAGAAUCUGAUGCUGCUGGGGUGUUCUUCAUUCGAGGAGAACUCACUAAAAGCAGCUUGCGGCCCAAACAAACUGAGACCAUCACUGACAGUACAAAUGCAGAUGAAACUCAAAAGCUUGACCACCAAGAAAAUGGGCUGAAUGAUUCUCAGGAAGAUAAUGUCACAGAGGAGCCUCUACCUGAGAUGGAUAGCACUGCGGGGGAAAAUGCAGAAGAGCAAAGUGUUGAUGCUGCAAAUGGAUUAUGUGAUGUUAAGAAGAAGAAAAAAAAGAAAAAACAUAAGGAAGAAGAACAGGGACACGUAUUGCCUACCAGUGACUCCAGUGGUUACCAAAGUGACCAUAAAAAGUCAAAGAAAAAGAAAAGAAAGCAUUGCAAUGAAGCUGAAGAAAGUGAAUUAUCUCAGCUGUCACAAGAACCUAGAGCUAAAAAGAAAAGGGCUGAAGUCUGAAGUGCCUUUCCUGAAUAAGUUUUCAGACAUUUUUUAUAAGCUUCAAUAAAAGCCUGUUUUCAAAAUGCAAA
Columba livia (rock pigeon) is the source of this 1099-nucleotide messenger RNA. RefSeq names its product RNA polymerase I subunit F (gene POLR1F). NCBI's taxonomy places the organism in Eukaryota, Metazoa, Chordata, Aves, Columbiformes, Columbidae. Gene Ontology annotation, cellular component: RNA polymerase I complex. Gene Ontology annotation, biological process: DNA-templated transcription; DNA-templated transcription initiation. The record is from RefSeq and is a predicted model, not a curated record. The transcript has 4 exons. Bases 63 to 1028 code for a protein of 321 amino acids.